Molecule: messenger RNA, 1590 nt
Organism: Sporisorium graminicola
Lineage: Eukaryota; Fungi; Basidiomycota; Ustilaginomycetes; Ustilaginales; Ustilaginaceae
Exons: 1
Coding region: 1-1590 (529 amino acids)
Source: RefSeq, a predicted model, not a curated record
AUGGCCGACGAGGCGGAUCAGAAGCUCGAAUUGCAUCCGCAUACCGUAGAUAAGGGCAGCAAGAGCAAUGGCGCCGAUGCACCCUCCUCAUCGUCUGCGCCGUCGAAGGCGACUGCUGCCGGCCCGAUACCCAUGUGGAUGCCCUCGAUCCUGCGCAAUUCAGGCACCACUUCGCAGUCAAACCACCUAGAACACCUCUUGGCUUCCUCCUCCUCCUCCUACCCACCCUCCGCGCCACGCGACACCCGUUCUCGCGCUUCCAACAAAGAACCGCAACUCGGACGACGCAAACAACGACGCUCGGACAACGCGAGGCUGCUCUCGAACCCACACGCCGUUCGACCCACGAUCAAGGACUACCGUCUGCACAGCAAUGAGAUCCGUUCCACGUUCCCCUCUGCGGGAGGUGGUAAGCCACACAGCGUUCCCGUGCCGUCGAGCAGCCGCGUGGGGUACUCGGAACCGGUGCACGAUCCGACGACGGCGAACCAGGGGCAUUUCGGCAAGAGUCUGCGCGAUGCACAGCGUGUAUUGAAGCGGCUCGAGACGGGCAACAUCGACGAUGAAAUGAUCCGGCAGGACAGGGCUGGUGACCUGGAGCGCUUUAUCUGGUUGGUCGAUCGAGAGAUCCGCGGAUGGGCGGAGGGGGAUGUGUUUGUCUUCGCCACCGAGCAGGGCAGAGAUCGCAAGGCAGGCACAGUGCUUCUCGAUGAGUCGUUCGGCUUCACAACUUCGCCAUUCGAAAUCGAGGCACAGCGAAAAGCGCAACCACUGCCGACGGUGGAUCUGGACUCGAUACAGCCAGAGGCGGGUGGGCAGCUGAUCGAGUUCCAACGCACCCCGAAUGCGCUGGUCUGGCUGGUGCACGAUCCGUUCCUGCGGCUCAUCGUGCACUGCCUUGCGCGAGUUUCACGCUGCCCCUCGUUCUCCAAGGACGACCCCUCCCGACCAGGACUGCGCUUCACGUGGAUUCUGAACCGCAACCCCCUCGCAAGGCGCAGCAGACGCGGUCGAAGGGUGUCUGUCUCCAGCUCCAACAUGUCGACCUCCGUCGUUGCCGUCGCAGCGCAAUCACGUCGACCAGCUGUGAUCCCGCGCCACCUUGUGGGAGGCUCGCUCGAGACCCCACCGACGACCGACUUUGACUCGCAGACCGAGAGCGAGCUGGACACGGAUACGGCUGUGGCGAGCGAGCUGGCGGAUUCGCUCGUCAUCGUACCGCCGCAAGCCGAGGAGGGCGAGGAGGCGCGAGAGCAAGGCGUGGAAACGGACGAGGAGGAAGCAGAUAUUCUGAGGAGGGUCAGGAGGUGGGCGAUCGACAGUCAUCGGCAGCGUGCUCAGGAGUCACAUCAGCACGCUGAAGAGCACGGCGAUGCUGUAGCGGCAACGGUAACGGAAGGGAUCAAGGGAGAUUCGAGUGCCAAACCGACCAAGCCGAAAAGUAAGCUCAAGCGUGCGCGGACAAAGGAACAGCAAGAUCCAGAUCAGACCCUGACGGGUACAGCCAUUGCCGAAGAAGGCGAUGAGGAGGCGGAGGAUGAGGGGGAGGGUAAUCUGGAGGAUGAGGUUCGGCCUUUCAGCCAUGCCUAA